Hylaeus anthracinus is the source of this 669-nucleotide messenger RNA. RefSeq lists its product as uncharacterized. The coding region runs from base 1 to 669 and encodes 222 amino acids. The record is from RefSeq and is a predicted model, not a curated record. Lineage: Eukaryota; Metazoa; Arthropoda; Insecta; Hymenoptera; Colletidae. The transcript is spliced from 4 exons.
AUGUCGAUACGGGAGAGUAUAUUGAGUAUCGGGUCACGAAUGGUUCAGAGAUUGGAUGACGACAUAAAUUUCGAUGUCAUGACUUACGAAGAACUGCAACAGAUGCAGGACGAUAUUUUGCAGAAGAUAUGGAUGAUGACUCUGGAGAACGACGUGUACGAGCGAUAUAUCACGCGACACGAUCCUCAAAUUAUGAAAACCAUAAUACAUCUGUUGGAGAGGUCGAAAUUCGCACGAAGACUAACGGCGCAUCUAGCAUCGAAGACGUCGCACAUGAGUUUUCGUGAAAGCAUCAUGAGCAUCCACGACAUUGGCAAACACAGCAUUACCAGCGCGACCAGCAUGACCAGCAUCUUAUCCGGAAGUCGACUAGGAACAUCAAGCAUCUUCACAAUGAGAACUCAGAGUGAGAGUGCAAAAAUAACUAUGGCGCAUCGUAUACUGAUGGCGAACAAAGAGGUCGAAGAGAUGAGGAAGAAGCUGGAGGAUUUUACGGAAGCAGUGAGGAAGAGAAAAGCGCAUAUGAGGGCUGAGAUAGAGGAACUCCAGAUCCGUACUAGCGAGGUGCACGAGGCGAAGGAAGAGUUCGAAGAGGAGGUCGUGGUCAAAGGCGUCGAUCCCAUCACUGGGAAAAUUCCAGCGGAAAGAGUCAUCAGGUGGUUGCACUAA